Acomys russatus (golden spiny mouse) is the source of this 2424-nucleotide messenger RNA. It is a transcript of the gene Usp51, whose product is annotated as ubiquitin specific peptidase 51. Bases 310 to 2400 code for a protein of 696 amino acids. Lineage: Eukaryota; Metazoa; Chordata; Mammalia; Rodentia; Muridae. Gene Ontology annotation, molecular function: cysteine-type deubiquitinase activity; zinc ion binding. The transcript is spliced from 2 exons. The record is from RefSeq and is a predicted model, not a curated record. Gene Ontology annotation, biological process: protein deubiquitination.
AUAACCAGGUGAAGCCUAAAGCUUAUCAAGAUCUUUCUCUAAAAUCUGUGGCUGUUAUUACCUCUGGUGGAAUCCCCAUCAGGAAGGGGUUUUUCCCCCUAGGGGGACAGCGGUGCCAUUCAUCACUGCUGGAGGCCUGAAUCCAGGGCCGGGGGCCCAUACGUGGAGAGGGGAGGGGCCAGGGGCGGCCCCCUUGUGACCAGCCCUGAGAGGUCAGAGUGAAGACCGGCAGAGGAGCGCCUGGACAGCAGCAGCAGCUGACUUUCUAGAUCAAGCGCGCCUUGGACUCCCAGGCUUGGGAGUGAGCCGAUGGCCCACGUUCGAGAAGCGUCCCGGUCCUCCCGCUCCGUCGCCUGUUGGAGUUCGGGAGGUGGUCGUGGAGCCUGUUUGGAGCAGGCGGCGAGAAUGGAGCAGACGAUGCAGGGCACACAGGAAGCCCAGGAGAUGAAGCCGGAGCUGUGGCAGGAGCCCAAGCCUGCGUUGGAGAACUUAACAAGUAGGGGCAGUGGCAGCGACGAGAAGGUGCUCCCUUCCAGCCUGGCUGCAUGUCACACCAAGUCCAGCUCGGUUUGCCCGCGCCGCAAGCCCCGCCCUCGGUCCCAGCCCAGGUCCCGCUCCAGGGGAGGGCGUGGGCUCAAGGCCCCACCCCCGCCUCCCGCCAAACCUCCGCCUCCCCUUCCAGCGCCGCCACCUUCACCCCCGCCCCAGCUGCGGACUGUGGCCUGGCGCAAAUCCAGGGGUAGAUCCAGGCCUGCACCCAGACCCCGAUCACGGAAAAGCAGCUCUAGUGACCAAUGCUGCUCUGGGGAUCCAGAGGGCACAGAGAACAGGUUACUGGAGGUUGAGUCAGAUAAGGGUCCCACGGGCUGCACUCAUGUAGAGAGCUUUAAAGUAGCCAAAAACUGGCAGAAGAGCCUGCGGGUGAUCUAUCAGCGAUUCAUUUGGAGUGCAACCCCGGAGACUAGGAAACGUAAGGCAAAAUCGUGCAUCUGUCACGUAUGUAACACUCAUAAGAACAGACUCCACUCAUGUCUCUCAUGUGUAUUUUUCGGAUGCUUUACUGAGAAACAUAUUCAUAGUCAUGCAGAAACAAAACAACACAAUUUAGCAGUAGACCUCUGUCAUGGGGUUAUAUAUUGCUUUAUGUGUAAGGAUUAUGUUUAUGACAAAGAUAUAGAGUACAUUGCCAAAGAAACGAAGGAGAAAAUUCUGGGACUAUUAAUUUCCACUGCAAUAGAUGAUUAUCAGCAGAGCAUGUCAGUGGAGGUUGAAGAAAAUCAAUCCGCUGGUGAAUCAAAUGAGCAGGAGAAUGCUUUGGUGAAACCCAAGAAAAAGAGGAGGAAGAAAACAGUGUAUUACUCUGUUGGCCUAAGAGGUUUAAUCAAUCUUGGGAACACUUGCUUUAUGAACUGUAUUGUCCAGGCACUUACUCACAUUCCGCCACUUAAAGAGUUCUUCCUUUCUGAUAAGCACAAGUGUAUGAUGUCAAGCCCCGGCUUGUGUUUGGCCUGUGAAAUGUGUUCACUUUUUCAAGCUAUGUAUUCAGGGAACCAAACACCUCAUGUCCCUUAUAAGUUUCUGCACCUGAUAUGGAUUCAUGCAGAACAUCUAGCAGGGUACAGGCAGCAGGACGCUCAUGAGUUCCUUAUUGCAAUGUUAGAUGUGCUGCACAGACACAGCAAAGAUGAUAGCAUUGAGCAACAAGGGAACAACUCCAACUACUGUAACUGCAUCAUAGACCAAAUCUUUACAGGCGGCUUGCAGUCAGAUUUGACAUGUCAUGAGUGUCAUGGUGUCUCUACCACUAUAGACCCAUGCUGGGACAUCAGUUUGGAUUUGCCUUCCUCUUAUACCCCAAAGAGGGCUGAUAGUGCAGUGAAUAGGGAUGGCCGCAAAUCAGAAGGCCCAUCACUUACAGAUUGCCUGCAGUGGUUUACAAGGCCAGAGGACCUAGGAAGCAGUGCCAAAAUUAAAUGUGAUCAAUGCCAAAGCUACCAAGAAUCUACCAAACAGCUUACAAUGAAGACAUUACCGAUUGUGGCUUGCUUUCAUCUGAAACGAUUUGAACAUUUAGGCAAACAGAGACGUAAGAUUAAUACUUUUGUCUCAUUUCCUUUGGAGCUGGACAUGACACCAUUUCUGGCCUCUACUAAAGAAAGCAUAAUGAAAGGCCAGCCACUAGCAGAGUGUGUGCCCAGUGAGAAUAAGUAUUCUUUGUUUGCUGUGAUUAACCACCAUGGAACUUUAGAAAGUGGACACUAUACCAGCUUUGUUCGUCAAGAAAAAGACCAGUGGUACAACUGUGAUGAUGCCAGGGUCACCAAGGCUACAAUGGAGGAGUUACUGUACAGUGAAGGAUACAUACUGUUCUAUUGCAGACAAGAUACAGAAAAAAAUUAAUCUUACUCAAAAACACUAUCCAGA